UGGGAAUCUUAGUUGGUAGGAAUGACACCCGGCAGCAACAACAACACACCCGGAGCACAGAACGAGGGAGUUGGGUCCACGGAGUCUAGCGCGGGGGUAGGUGGGGCCGAGGGUAAUGGAGGUCAUGGAGGAGGGGUCACGCUGAAGAAGGGACCCUGGACGGCGGUGGAGGACGCGAUUCUCACGGAGUACGUGAGGAAGCACGGGGAAGGGAACUGGAAUGCGGUGCAGAGGAACUCCGGGCUUGCUCGCUGCGGCAAGAGCUGCAGGCUCCGCUGGGCCAACCACCUCAGACCCAAUCUCAAGAAGGGUGCCUUCUCCCCCGAGGAGGAGAGGCUCAUUCUUCAGCUCCACGCUAAGUACGGCAACAAAUGGGCUCGCAUGGCUGCUAGGUUACCUGGACGAACAGACAACGAAAUCAAGAACUACUGGAACACCAGGGUGAAGCGGCGGCAGCGGCAAGGCCUCCCUCUCUACCCACCUGACAUCCAGCCAUCAUCCCAAUCCCAAUCCCAAUCCUAUUCCCAACCCACCACUCCAGCCUCCUCUACCCCUUCAGCCCCAUCCACACCCACUAACCCAAACAGUCCGAGCUUCCAUUUCCACUCCCACCACCAAUAUCCUUCUUUAACUCUCUCCCCCACCCCACCACCCCACUCUCCUUCUCACCAACCCCUUUCUCCACAGCCCUUCACCACCGGCACCUCUUUCCCUCUCUUUGACCCCACCACCACCUCCUCCUCCUCGUUCACCUUCCAGCGCCCCCCUCCGAUCCUAGGCACCCCUAUUCGCUUCAAGCGCUACCGUGACUCCACCGGGUUCUCACUGCCUAUUCCGUCAACAACACAGAGUAAUAAAGCUCCUCUGGGUCAGCUUGCAUUGACCCAGUUGCCUGAUAUGGCUUCCUUUCAGUUCCCAGUUACUUUUAGCCACAGUUCGCCGCAGUUUCCAAGGACGCAAUUAGAACUAGACCAAAUGGUGUCGCCGGUCUUUGCUUAUUCUGUGAAACAGGAGCUCCCUUCAAACCAAUUAUCAUCCCAUCCUUCUCAGGCCGAGAUGUCGGAGAUUACCAUCGAUACCAAGGUUAAUGCGGCUGCGAGUCAGGGCAGUGGCAAUGGGUUGUUGGAGGACUUGUUGGAGGAGGCUCAGGCAUUGGCAGCGUCAAGCCACGGUUUGAAGACACAGAGUUUUUUGGAAGAAAAGCGUGUGUUCGAGGGGUUCAAGCUGGGUUCUAGUUCUACUCAUUGCUCAUCUGGAGUGAAACCACAGGAAGAAUCAGGGGUUCUGAUCAACUCCAUGAAUGAAGACUUGUCGAAACUGUUCAAUGGUAUCCCUUCAAACAUGCAAGUCCCAGAUUGGUACAGUGAUAGUGGGGAAAUCUCCAAUGGCCAAUCUUCAGGUGUAACAGAUGAUAAUAUUGGGAUCGACAUGCAACAUAUAGCUUCAUUUUUUCCACUUGGUGCCACAACUGACCACAGUAGAACCCCCGACGCCUGCUCUUGGGACAACUUGCCUGGAAUUUGCUAAGAUGCAAGUGCAUAUAUGAG
Messenger RNA from Juglans regia (Persian walnut), 1547 nucleotides. RefSeq names its product transcription factor MYB120. The record is from RefSeq and is a predicted model, not a curated record. The transcript is spliced from 3 exons. NCBI's taxonomy places the organism in Eukaryota, Viridiplantae, Streptophyta, Magnoliopsida, Fagales, Juglandaceae. Bases 22 to 1527 code for a protein of 501 amino acids.